AUGUCGUACACCCCUUCCGAAGACGAUCUCCGGCAAAUCUACGUCGGCAAAGACAUCGCCGACGUCGCCAAGCCAUGCGCCGUUCUCGACGCCGCCAUCAUCCGGCGAAACUGCGCGAAGAUGAUCCACGCCGUGAAGGCGCUGAACGUCGGGUUCCGCGCGCACGUUAAGACACAUAAAACCACACAAAUCACCAAAUUACAAAUGGGCUCGACCGAGGAGACAUUCGAUGUGAACCUCGUCGUCUCGACCGUCAACGAGAUCCACCAUCUCGUGCCGCUCCUCAAGGAAUUCCGCGCUCACGGCCGCCGCGUGAACGUUCUGUACGGCAUUCCGCUGGUACCCUCGCAGGUUCCGCGUCUGGCGAGUCUCGCGCAAGAGCUCGGCGAGGACACCAUCACGGUGAUGGUUGAUCACCCGGACCAGAUCGAAUUCCUGCGUCAGUUCCAUGCGCGGACGGGCUUCCCAGCCUGCGUCUUCGUCAAGGUCGACACGGGGUAUCAUCGCGCGGGGCUGCCGCCGACGGGCCUGAACAAGGACGGUCUGUUGAAGGGACUGGCGCAGGCGGAGCGCGACGGCCACGCGCGCUUUCUGGGCGUGUAUUCGCACAGCAGCCUUAGCUACGCGGGGAGUACGCCCGAAGAGGCGAUGGGGCAUCUGACGGCGGAGAUUGAGGGGUGUCGGGAGGCGGUUCGCCAGCAUCUCGAGCUGCUGCCGGAGAGGGAGCUGGUGAUCAGUGUGGGUGCGACGCCCCAGGCGGCUUCAGUGCAGAAUCUCUUGCAAGGGCAGGGGGAGUUAUCGGCGGAGGCGCAGACCCUGCGAAAGCUGUUGCGCGAUCCCUUGCCCGGCGCACGGGUGAUGGUUGAACUGCAUGCAGGCAACUACGCGGUGCUGGACAUGCAGCAGGUGGAAACGAACGCAGAGAGCAGAGGGAGUCUGGAAAAUGAGGUGGCCCUGUCGGUGGUUGCGGAGGUCUGUAGUUUGUAUAAUAGCGGCGAGCGAGCGCAGCCCGAGGCGCUCCUGGCGGCGGGGACGUUGGCGUUAGGCAGAGAGCCCUGCCAUAGCUAUCCCGGCUGGGGAGUGGUCGGGCAGUGGCGACGGGAGGCUGCGCAGUCUCGUUUGAUCCUGGCGCGCAUUAGCCAAGAACAUUCGAUCGUGUCGUGGGAGAGGGAAGGGGACCAGAUUCCGCAGAUCCCGCUAAAGGUAGGCCAGGCUGUGCGGGUUUAUCCGAACCAUUCGUGCGUGACGGGUGCCAUGUAUGGCUGGUAUCUGAUUGUAGACUCCGAUCUGGACGACGGGUCCAAGGUGGUAGAUGUGUGGGCGAGAGCGAGAGGAUAUAGCGCUUUGCCGGCUUAG
Messenger RNA from Aspergillus melleus, 1356 nucleotides. RefSeq lists its product as uncharacterized. Gene Ontology annotation, molecular function: D-serine ammonia-lyase activity. Lineage: Eukaryota; Fungi; Ascomycota; Eurotiomycetes; Eurotiales; Aspergillaceae. The record is from RefSeq and is a predicted model, not a curated record. The transcript is spliced from 2 exons. Bases 1 to 1356 code for a protein of 451 amino acids. Gene Ontology annotation, biological process: D-serine catabolic process.